UUGCGGUUAGAAAAAUCUAAGAAUGUGCUAGUCAUUAAUAAGUGUUUCAUAAAAUAUUAUAAUUAAAAAAAAAAAAUUAUGGCUGCUACGAAAUCUAUCAUAGUUUUAGCACCCAAUGGUCGAAGACAAACAGUUAAAGUGACACCCAAUCACACAAUUCUUCAGAUUUUGGAAGAGGUUUGCAAAAAACAAGGUUACAAAUCAGAAGAAUAUGAUCUUCGUCAUCAUAAUCACAUCAUAGACACUCAAACAAUUCUACGAUUUUCUGGUUUACCUAACAAUGCAAUGCUUGAAAUGUCUGAAGCAGUUAUUCGGGAAGAAUCUGAUGUUGUUCUUGGAGUCCAAUUAGAAGACGGUACUAGACUUCUUGGAACAUAUAGCCCUAGUGUAAAUUUAACCACUGUGCUUGGAGAUCUGUGCCCUCAACAAAGUCAUCCUGAUUUGCAUCCUGUGGUAAUUUACAUGCGAAGAGAAGUAUUUGGAGAAGAUCUUCUUAAAAACACAACAUUACGAGCGUUAGGUCUAACAGGAGGUAGAGCCAUGCUGAGGCUAAUUCACAGAAAACCAGAAGAACUUAAAUACCAGGCAAAUGUGUCAGCACCUCUACCUGUGAAACCAGUAGAAGAAAAAGAAUUUAUUAAAUCCGCCCCAAAGUUUACUAAGUCUACAAAUGCCUCUGACGUUGUAACUAAAACAAUUGUGACAGCAUUGAAAACAGAAAAGGAAGUGAAAACUCAUUCAAAUGUACCCAGCAUUCUUAAAAUUACACCUAAUGAUAGUGAUAAUGCAAAUGUAAUUAGCAAAAGGGAUUUUGAAGAACCACAAUCUAGUAGUUCUCGACAAAAUACAUCGCAAGUAAAGCAGCCAAAAUUAGAAGAGACUCCUACACCUAUGGUUACAGAUGACACAGAGGAAGAUGAAAUUAAAUUUAUCAUACUUACAGUUAGGUGAAAGAAAUGCUGUGGCUUACAGCUUAUCGAAUUGUAAUAUUUCAACAGCUAUGUAUAAUGAUCUCCCAGAUGAAUUUUUUGAUUUAACUGUGAACGA
Molecule: messenger RNA, 1047 nt
Organism: Ctenocephalides felis (cat flea)
Lineage: Eukaryota; Metazoa; Arthropoda; Insecta; Siphonaptera; Pulicidae
Product: tether containing UBX domain for GLUT4-like
Source: RefSeq, a predicted model, not a curated record